This is a messenger RNA of Drosophila biarmipes, 458 nucleotides long. Its product is annotated as anaphase-promoting complex subunit 13. Gene Ontology annotation, biological process: protein K11-linked ubiquitination. Gene Ontology annotation, cellular component: anaphase-promoting complex. The transcript has 3 exons. The coding region runs from base 155 to 397 and encodes 80 amino acids. NCBI's taxonomy places the organism in Eukaryota, Metazoa, Arthropoda, Insecta, Diptera, Drosophilidae. The record is from RefSeq and is a predicted model, not a curated record.
CGCCGCAGAACACCCAUCUCCAAACAGCUGUUUUGUUUAACAAAACACAAUUCUUUGCCAAUUGUUUACAAAAACACUCGAAAAGAGGCUAAACAAACAAUUGGCAAGCAGUUGGGAAGGCUGGCCAAUCUCAGAUCAAACCAUUCCAUAAGUGAUGGAUAGCCAGGCACCGAUCGAUGAUCUGCUGCUGGACAUUGUAGACAAUGCUUGGCGCAUGGAAAUUCUGCCCUUCGACCAGAUUCUAGUGCCGCGCGAAAAGCUACCCGAUCCCGAGGCGGACGGCGGUGAUUCACACCUGACUGUCAGCGAGCAGGAGCAAAAGUGGACUGAUCUGGCGCUGGGCUCGCUGGCACCGGACGCAGCCCUCAUCGAUCAGCUCAACAUCACCUCUAUCUAACCAAGGACCGCGAGUCCACGGGCGAGCGCCACCGCCUCGCCCACCAGCCUUUUGGCGCCGC